GGCCCUUUUUCAACCUUGACCUAGUACUGUAAAAUACGCCUCUUUCGUUUCAGCAUGUAAAAGAACGUCUCGUGACAGCUUCGUGUUGGGCAGUGUAAUUUGGGAGUGUAUUUUGUAAGCUGUUUUAUGUAGUUUAGAAAUAAAAGACUUGCUUGCAAAUGGAUGUUCACGGUCUACCGUUAGUGGGUCCGGGCAUCGAUUACACAAAGGUGGAAGCCAUCAAUCAGAAGAGGACCAUUGCAUUUAUCAACCAUUUCAUCGUCCAUACAUCAAGGUUUCUGAACCGCUUUUCUUAUGUCUGUGAAGAGAAAUUGGAAGCACUGAAUACUAGGAUUCAACAACUGGAAAUAUCCCUCAGUUUACUGGAAGCAAAGCUGUCAUCAAUACCAGGCUUAGAAAAUGUGACAAUAGCAACAUCAUCUGCAGCAACUGGAUCAUCAUCAGUUUCAGCAGGUACAGAGAGCAGCAUCACAACAGCAACUUCUGCUGUGACUCCUGGUUCAACACCAGGGCCUCCUGCUGUAGUACCAGAGCCUGAGAAAGUGGUUGUAGAAGCAAAGCCAGAGAAGACUGUAUCCCAAGACCCACGUUAUAUGAAGUAUUUCAAAAUGUUGCAAGUGGGUGUGCCAGAACCUGCUGUUAGGGGCAAAAUGGCUGCUGAUGGCUUAAAUCCAGAUUUGCUCAAUACACCAGAUGCCCCAGCACCAUUGGACAACAUCCAAAAGGAGGCGGAAGGGGAUAGUAGUGAUGACAGUUUGUCUGAUAGUGAUGCCAGCUUCAGUGAUUAAGCUUCACUAAGGAAUGGAUAUACCCAUUUUAUUUAGUGAUGUCAUUAUCUGUGAUUAAUGACUUAAGUCACCAUCAUGAUAUUGCAGUGCAUUUGUGCAGGGAUGGUUACAUAUAAGAAUGAUAUACUGAUUGCAUAGAUUAGCUGAUACCAUUUAGGCUGUUCAUAUAUUGUAAUAAAAUGUUGAAUUUAUAAAGUGUGAGAGGAUUAAGAAUAGGUCUGAUUAUGAUGCUGUGAACGAAUUUAGCGAUUUUUUUUUUUAAAGUAAGCAAGACAGUGAUGAUUGUGAGAGAAGAUCAUAUCACUGGCAUAUAUAAUAAUCCAUUGGGUGUACCAAUGGGCUUAGCUAGCAUACACCAAUAAAACCUAGAUGUAUAACACCUACAACCACAAGUUUUAGUAGAGUAUGUGCUUGCAGUUUUGCAAAAAUUGUUUAUGAAUUAGGAAUGUUUAUCACUUAAGUCAAUUUUCUUGUGCUGUUAUGUAGUUUAAACUUGUAAAAUAAGCUAUUUUAUAGCUUUGCUGUAUUUAUUUUCAACUGCAUUCCAUUUUAUUAAAAAAAUUUAGCCACAAGAUCAAGAGGACCAUAGAUUAUACUGUUUUAUACCUGUUUGUUAGGGAAUGUGAGUAUGCCUUAUUUAUAUAGACAUUGAUAAAUCAUUUUAAAAUUUAAUUCAUUGGUGCUAAAAUAGCAAAUUUUCACAAAAAUAUUAUCAUAUAAAAAUUCUUUGUUAUCUUCGUUGACAGAAAUCUUUCAGUUGAUUUGUUUUAAGUAUUGUGCAUGAUACAGAAUUCGUUGAAUCCAGUGACUGUGACUGAUUAGCUGAAAACAGAUUUCCUACAUUUCAGCGGAUUUUUUUUCUGUUGUGCUCUGUUCUCUGAUUCAUUUCACUUACAUGCUACUUCACAGUGGAACCACAUAAAUGUGUGCAUGUGAGUUGCAUAGUUACUUUUGAAGUCUAACAGAUUUUGUUAUUGCCAGAAACAAAUGGGAGCAAUAGCCCUGAAUUAUAAAUGUGCAGCAGAUGUAUAAAUGAUGUCUGUUGAUGGGUGAAGUGUGGUGAAAUAAGUGAACAUUGAUGCAAGAAAAGAGAAAAGUAUUACAAUGUGUUGUUUUAAAUAUAUAAUAAAAUUCGACAUUUUGAAACUGAAA
Molecule: messenger RNA, 1940 nt
Organism: Pomacea canaliculata
Lineage: Eukaryota; Metazoa; Mollusca; Gastropoda; Architaenioglossa; Ampullariidae
Product: WASH complex subunit 3-like
Exons: 6
Coding region: 159-788 (209 amino acids)
Biological process (GO): exocytosis; actin filament polymerization
Cellular component (GO): WASH complex
Source: RefSeq, a predicted model, not a curated record